GUUAAAAGUUUGUCUGAUAUUCUUCUUAUUUUGCACUUUAUUUGCUCUACGCGCAGUUUACUUUAGAUAGAGCGGUGUUAACAACCGACGACAGUGUUCAUUAAAGUUUCAGAAUGACGUCUGUACAGAAAGAGAAGAAGGAGGAGGAGGAAAAACAGGAGGUCCCUGACCAGCAGCUGAGCUUUGUCUUUGGGAACAGAUUUGACAAACCUCAGACUCCUCGCAUUACGCCAGAGGAUGCUGAGCCCCCAGAGCUCCCUGAGCAUUAUUCAGCACAGAUAUUGGACCUGAGCAGAACUAAUCUGAAACAUGUCCCAGACAGUGUUAUGAAAAAUAGCAAACUAAAGAAUUUAUAUCUCAGAGGGAAUCAGAUAGCCAGCAUACCAGGGUCAUUGUUCUUCAGCCUGCCUAACCUGGAGUGGUUGGAUCUCAGAGAUAACCGCAUUGAAACACUCCCCGCUGAAAUUGGCUCACACAGGUGUCUGAAAACUUUACUUCUGGAAGGAAAUCCUAUCCAAGAACUUCCAGCAGAGUUGGGUAAAGUGAUCACCCUAAACGGCCUGCAACUGAGAUACUGCCCGGUCAUUUUCCCCCCACAGGAGAUUCUGAACCAGGGGGUCAAGGGCAUCCUUAACUUCUUGAGGGCUACUCUGGCUAAUCGUCCAGUCAGUGUGACAAAGACUUCUCCAGAUGCUGGGGAUGUUUCAGAGGUAGAGUUGCCGCUUGUGGAGAAACUCCAGCUGUCAAGGCUGACGGGGUCAAGUGUGGAGGAGCAGGAGGAGUCAGCGGAUGAAGAUGAGCUGCAAAGAUUUAGAGAGCUUAAACACAAGAUGAUGAUGCUGGACAGGGCUGAGCUGGAAGACAAGAAGACACAUCCACCUCCCGUUAUCAAAAAGGAAGUUAAGAUUCCUGAAUUGAAAAAAAAAAAGGCACCUGGCAAGGCCGGCAUAAUUCCUGAGCAGCUGCUGUUUGACACUCAGCAUCGGAAGACACCGGAGGAAAGGAGGCAAGCAGCAAUGAAGGAGCUGAAGGAGAAACAAGCCAUUAUGGAGCAGAGAAGAAAAAGCCAGGAGGUUCUAAGAGCACGGCUUUCACAAACCAAGCAUGACAAGCCAAAGAAACAAGGCAAACCGAGGAAUCAAGAGGAGGACAGAGCUGUCCCUCCUCAGAGUCAGGCUCCCCCCAGGACCACCAAAGAGCUCGAUGAGAGCAGAUCAGCCCAGAGGCUGCAGCGUCAGAUCCGCGCCUGUGUAGAGACGCUGGAAGAGAGACGCAGGAAUCCCACGGACACAAGUAGCAAGCAGAUGGCAGCAGAAAGGCAGGAUAUAAAGGAGCAGAUGAGGAUGCUGCAGACUCAGCUUUUGGAGAGGAAGACAACCAGAGAGAGAAAUCCUGAAAGGCAUUUCAGAAUCUUCACUGCAAACACCUUUCCCAAUUACUCUUAAAACUGACCGCUGUUUCAGCUUUAUGGUGUUAAAUUCAUCCUCAAAUCUUAUUGCAAAGACUUUUCUCCUCAUGAGGAACCA
This is a messenger RNA of Cheilinus undulatus (humphead wrasse), 1526 nucleotides long. RefSeq names its product leucine-rich repeat-containing protein 27-like. Gene Ontology annotation, molecular function: protein binding. The record is from RefSeq and is a predicted model, not a curated record. The transcript is spliced from 11 exons. Bases 114 to 1445 code for a protein of 443 amino acids. Lineage: Eukaryota; Metazoa; Chordata; Actinopteri; Labriformes; Labridae.